Molecule: messenger RNA, 2776 nt
Organism: Cadophora gregata
Lineage: Eukaryota; Fungi; Ascomycota; Leotiomycetes; Helotiales; Ploettnerulaceae
Gene: FOL1
Product: trifunctional dihydropteroate synthetase
Exons: 3
Coding region: 37-1884 (615 amino acids)
Biological process (GO): tetrahydrofolate biosynthetic process
Cellular component (GO): mitochondrial envelope
Molecular function (GO): 2-amino-4-hydroxy-6-hydroxymethyldihydropteridine diphosphokinase activity; dihydropteroate synthase activity
Source: RefSeq, a predicted model, not a curated record
AAUCAGUGAUGGCGAGAAAAGCUCCGUGAGAUAUCAAUGAGGGCGUUUCGAGUGGGAGGAAAGAUUGGGGGAAGAGCCCUCUCAGCCAGAUAUGGAGUCGUUCCAAAACUUGCUCCUUUUGUGUCCCGAACCUCCCUUCCAUCCAUUGUUCGACGACAUCGAAGCUCGACCGACGAGCCAGUAAAGGCAUCAACAUGGACACCACACAGCCUCAAUUCCCCUUGGACCACAAGCAAGGAUGUCUCUGAUAUUUCGAAGAUCUCCAAAACACCAAAAGCUGGCCAGAAGCGCUUGUCAUAUAUUGCUCUUGGCAGCAAUCUUGGAAACCGAGUAGAAUGGAUCGAGAAGGCUUGCAACCUGAUGGAGGAACGAGGAAUCCACAUAAAGAGAACUAGUUGUCUAUGGGAGACGGAACCGAUGUAUGUCAAGGACCAGGAUCGAUUCUUGAAUGGCGUCGCUGAGGUAGAAACCGAUAUGGAGCCUCUAGCUCUUCUUGAUGUUCUUCAAUCGAUCGAAAAGGAGUCCGGCAGAGUGAAGGUUGUGGAUAAGGGACCAAGAAAUAUAGAUCUUGAUAUCCUGCUACAUGGCGAUUUAAUCGUCGACCAUCCAAGGCUCAAGAUCCCACAUAUGUUGAUGUUUGAACGAGAAUUCGUUCUCCGACCAUUAGCAGAAUUAAUACCAGGCAAGCCCCUGGACUCAAUGAACCCUUGGAAGGUCACGCAAGAUUACUUGAAUGAGCUGCCACAAUCGGAAGCGCCUAUGAGUACAGUGACACCGCUCUCCGAGUACAUGAAGCCACUUCGUGCACUCGACCCUCGACGCAAUACAUCUAUGAUGGCUAUUCUGAACGCGACCCCAGAUUCAUUUUCAGACGGAGGAAGACUUUUAAAAGGUGCGGAUGAAUAUGAUGAGUCCGAAGCACAGCAAAAAGCUCAACAAGGACAAGACUCAGAAGCAUCUCUCUUGGCCCAAUCCGCAGCUUCUGAAAAGAGCGAUAAAAAUGAUGCACCUGGGGAGAAAGGGGAGACUUCUGUAGAGGUAAAGAGAGAAGGGAAGCAGCGGGACGCUAUUACUGAUGGCCCCCUUUCCACGAGUGGCCUGUCAGACUUCAUGUUCGCCAUCGAACAGCAUCACCGUAAAUGGGGCGAAGCACUGGCGACACACGCUGUGAGCGAACACACUUGGGAUGCAAUAUGGGAUGUCGGAGGGCAAAGCACAGCCCCUGGUGUCAAGGAAGUCUCCGUUGAAGAGGAAACCAAACGUGUUGUUGACACCAUUGAGGAAAUCACAGAUGCCUAUGGGAACAUGACCAUUAGUGUAGACACAUACCGUGCAUCUGUUGCUGAAGCUGCAGCCAUCGCCGGUGCGACUAUCAUCAAUGAUGUAUCUGCUGGAGCUAUGGAUCCUGAUAUGCUGCCUACGAUGGCUCGACUUGGUGUGACGGUCAUUUUGAUGCACAUGCGUGGAACGCCGCAGACCAUGUCCGGCCUGUGCGAUUAUCCACAGGGUCUCAUUCCAACUAUAGCCGAAGAGCUUCUCGAGCGUGUCGCAGCUGCCGAAGCAGCAGGUAUUCGGCGGUGGCGCAUCAUUCUCGAUCCCGGAAUUGGCUUUGCGAAGACCGCAGAGCAGAAUCUCGAGAUCCUGCGGCGAUUUGACGAGUUGAGAGACUGGCCUGGUCUGAGAGGACUGCCAUGGCUCGUGGGGUCUAGCCGCAAGAGCUUUAUUGGGAAGAUCACGGGUGUUGAGAAGCCAAAUGAGAGGAGUUUCGGUACAGCGGUUACUGUUGCUGCUGCUAUUCAGGGCGGCGCGGAUAUUGUGAGGGUCCAUGAUUUCAAGGAGAUGAAGCAAGUGAUCACCAUGUCGGAUGCUAUAUGGCGGGUUUGAGGGCUUUUAAGUGGGUAUAUGUAUGUACAUACUAGCGGAAACUGUAUGACCUCAAACUUCCAAUCUCUUGUUUGUAGGAAGAGAGCCCUGCCACCGCUUAGAAGCUGAACCUGCCAGGAGCAUUCUCUGAAUUUCUUCCGUGCCGACAACGGCUUUUUGCUGUCCGCAAAAGCACGCUUUCCUAAAAUUAUAUCAGCAGAAGAGCUUGAAUAUCGUCCCUGUCACGUUUCACGGUAUAAAUUUCCAAGCUAUUGCCGUAUCUGUCGCCAAAAGUGUGUCCCUGACGAAGUCAUGUUUUCUUAUCGUCAAGAACUCUAGCGUUGUUUUGCUCGCUACUGGCCGCCAAUCAGGCAGGAUGCUGCCAUGCCCCAAUUGUUUGUGCGAUCCUAACCUGCGCAAGAAACUUUUUAAUCCAAACCUUCAAGCUUUACUGUCUUCCAUGUCGGAAUCAUUUCGUCUUGAAACAUCUUUUUCGAAGAGGUAAUGCCUAUUUCGAGCUUGAUGAUAGCCUCGGUCCAAGUUUGUCCAGAGAAGCCCCAUGGACAUAUGGCUCGGCAGCUUGUGAGGGCUAUGAGCAUGCUAUUAGCCUCCAACAAGUCCAUUAGGAUUUCCCCUCAGAGGUUCUCGUUGCUUUUGGAUACUCUUUGCAACAUCUGAAGCUCUUGUUCAAUACGUGGCAGUUGCAGCCUCUCUACGAGCUCAGCUGGCCAUUAAUAGGACAAUUUCAGAACAUCUAAAGGGCAGUGUAAACUGUGACGAUUUAUAAGACGUAACGGUGUUACCUCAGGUCUAUCUCUGAGCGGACAUUCCUUCAAUUGGAAAAAUUACCGGAUCAUGACACUUUUUCUCGCUUGUGUCCUGGCCCGCGACUAGCGUACCAAACAUGUAGAGC